Molecule: messenger RNA, 3995 nt
Organism: Syngnathoides biaculeatus (alligator pipefish)
Lineage: Eukaryota; Metazoa; Chordata; Actinopteri; Syngnathiformes; Syngnathidae
Product: pituitary adenylate cyclase-activating polypeptide type I receptor-like
Exons: 19
Coding region: 535-2040 (501 amino acids)
Biological process (GO): cell surface receptor signaling pathway; adenylate cyclase-modulating G protein-coupled receptor signaling pathway
Cellular component (GO): neuron projection; plasma membrane
Molecular function (GO): G protein-coupled peptide receptor activity; vasoactive intestinal polypeptide receptor activity; peptide hormone binding
Source: RefSeq, a predicted model, not a curated record
UUCAGGGUGUACCCCGCCUCCUGCCCGUUGACAGCCUUGUGAGGAUAAGCGGCAAAGAAUACGGACGGAUGGAUGGACAAGAGUGAGCCAAUCAGGAAAACUUUUCCAUGCAGCUACCGACUGGAGGAAAACACCUCUAAAGUAGACGCAAACCUAAUUUCAGCGGCGAAGGUAAGGCGGGUGAGAGCAGUUUCUCAUUUACAAGGCCAACCUAGAAGUUGAGUGUCUUGCCCAAGGACACUUUGACAGCAAACAGCCAGAGCCGCCUUAGAAGAACUCCAACGGGACUUUUUCCAUAUGGACUGAGUGUCAUGUGAACAUCUCCGGGCAGAGUCCACAUUGAGAUGCGAUUCGGUCUCUAAUAAGAAGCCCUUUAAGCAGCAGCAGCAGUAGCAGACACGUCGCGCGGCUGCAGCGGCGUAAGAAAAACGAACAGACAGACGGGACCCUCUCUGUGCAUAUUUUUGGGAGGAAGAGGAAGGAGGACGGAUCCCCUGAGAAGGCGAGCAUGGCUGCUUACGCAUCCGGCCCUUGAUGCAAAACGGUGCCGCGAGAGUGGGGGGGCCGUUCAUCGUCGCCGACACGCUCGUACGCGGACUCAGAAGCUCUUCAAUGGAGACAAUGAGAGACCUGGUCCUGAUGGUGAUCAUCCUGCUGCCUCUGGCGGCGGGGGAGCCGGAGCACUGCAUCAUCCAGCGAGAGCAUGACAAGUGCAUGGAGAGGAUGGACAUGCAUGACCCCAGCGAGGACUUGGACAUGGCUUGCCCUUGGAUGUGGGACAACCUGACCUGCUGGCAGGCGGCCGCCGUCGGGGAUGUGGUGGUGGUCAACUGCCCGGAGUUUUUCCACGACCUGAUGGGCCCGGAGGACGAGAUGGGUCGGGUGAGUCGGAACUGCACGGAGGACGGCUGGUCCGAACCGUACCCUCACUACCUGGACGUGUGCCUCUUCUACGACAACGCCACUAAACCAGACAUGUACUACGCGUCAGUCAAGGCUUUGUACACGGUCGGCUACAGCACGUCUCUGGUGUCUCUCACCACCGCUAUGGUCAUCCUCUGCAGGUUCAGGAAACUCCACUGCACCCGGAACUUCAUCCACAUGAACCUGUUCGUGUCCUUCAUGCUGAGAGCCAUCUCGGUCUUCAUCAAGGACGGCGUGUUGUACGCGCAGGAGGACAGCGACCAUUGCUUUGUGCACACUGUGGCGUGCAAAGCGGUGAUGGUUUUCUUCCAUUACUGCGUCAUGUCCAACUACUUCUGGCUCUUCAUCGAAGGCCUCUACCUCUUCACCCUGCUGGUGGAGACCUUCUUUCCCGAGAGGCGCUACUUCUACUGGUACACCAUCAUCGGCUGGGGAACCCCCACCAUCUGUGUGACCGUCUGGGCCGUCCUGAGGCUCCAUUUUCACGACACCGGAUGCUGGGACACAAAUGAGCACACUGCCCUCUGGUGGGUGAUCAAAGGACCUGUCGUGGCCUCCAUCAUGAUCAAUUUUGUUCUCUUUGUGGGCAUCAUCAUCAUCCUGGUGCAGAAGCUGCAGUCCCCGGACAUCGGCGGCAACGAAUCCAGCAUUUACCUCAGCUGUGCUCAGAAAUGCUUCAGUGAGCCCUCACAGGCUGUUCAGCAUUCGUGCAGGAUGUCAGAGUUGUCCACCAUCACACUGCGUCUGGCGCGUUCCACCCUGCUGCUCAUCCCGCUGUUUGGAAUUCACUACACCGUCUUCGCCUUCUCCCCCGAGGACGUCAGCAAGAGAGAGCGGCUCGUCUUCGAGUUGGGCCUGGGAUCCUUCCAGGGCUUCGUGGUCGCCGUCCUCUACUGCUUCCUCAAUGGCGAGGUGCAGUCGGAGAUCAAGAGGAAAUGGCGCAGCUGGACGGUGAACCGAUACUUUGCUGUGGACCUGAAGCAGCAGAGGCACCCGUCGCUGGCCAGCAGCGGCGUGAACGGCGGGACGCAGCUUUCCAUCCUGAGCAAGAGCAGCUCUCAGAUCCGCAUGUCCAGCCCGCUGGCGGAGAGCGCCAACAUCAGCCUGCCCACCUGAGCGCGUGAAUGGCGCGACCCCGCCGUCAGCCGCCGCCGCCGCCGCCGGCCGUCUCGAAUGAAUCCACGCCAGGCGGAAGAGACCAAAGUGGCCCCGGCUCAUGAGUACUUUUCCAUUUUCCCCUUCUCUCAGUGAUGCGCUUCACUUUUCAAUUCAAAACAAUCAAAGGAGACAUUAGAUAUGUUUUCUGUUUUUUUUUAAGUCAUUUAAUCGAUUCUGAUGAAUAUACAGUUGGGGUCAAAUUUGGGCUCGUGUACAGUCAAUGUCAUCGUGCUUUAAAGUGCCAUAGAAGUCCAAAGGUCAAAGGAAAAAAAAAAAAAAAAACCUUCGCCUUGCUUGUGACCCUAACCCUUACCCCAAACUGAAAUUUUUCUCCAACCCAUAAACCCCAACCCUACCCCUAAAAUGUAAUUUUGACCCUAACCACGAAUUUAAACCAUAAACCCCAACCCUAAUUUCCUCCGACCCUAUCACCAGUCCCAACCUAUAACCCCGAACCUGAACCCUAAGCAAAAACCCAUCACCUCCUGAACCCUAACAUGCAAUUUUGACCCUAACCUCGAAUUUAACCCAGCCCUUAACCCCGACCACUCCAAUCCUAAUACCAACCCGAACCCAAACUCCAAAACCCUUACCCCAACCCUCCCACCAAAAUGCAAUUUUGACCCUAACCCCGAAUUUAACCCAGCCCUUAACCCUGACCACUCCAAUCCUAAUCCCAACCCGAACCCAAACUCCAAAACCCUUACCCCAACCCUCCCACCAAAAUGCAAUUUUGACCCUAACCCCGAAUUUAACCCAACCCUAAUUUACCCCGACCACUCCAAUCCUCAUCCAAACUCAACCCAAACUAAAAAUCCCUUAUUCCAACCCUACACCAAAAAUGCAAUUUUGACCCUAACCUCAAAUUUACCCCAACCCUCACCCCAAUCCUAAUUUACCCGACCACUCCAAUCCUAAUCCCAACCCUCCCCCUAAAAUUCAAUUUUGACCCUAACCUCAAAGUUACCCCAACCCUAAUUUCCUCCGACCCUAUCACAAGUCCCAACCUACAAACGCCGAACCCGAACCCUUAGCAAAAACCCAUCCCCUCCUGAACCCUAAAAUACUCAUCGUUCCGCUCCCCUUUUCUACUAUCAGCCGUAAGUACCGAGUAUGUCAAAAAAAAAAAAAAAAAAAGCUAACUUGUGGCGUUUGUAAAUAUUUUGAGUGUAUUUGUGUUAUUUAUUCCAUCUGCAAGUAUUCCGGUGCGUCGUCUCCAACUGGAAAAUGCGUCGACCUCGUCCCGCGUCCAAACUCGACGCGGAGACGAUUGCAAAAUUCGAGCUCGUGGCAACGUGAAUGACUUUUCUACCAAUUCUCCCACGUAUACAGUGCAAUAGAGCCCCGCCAUGGAAUUUUUUCCCCGACGUCACCUGCAGCUUUCCACAACGUCGUACGAGGAUCUCGAGGUCCGCUUCCGUCCCGUCCGCCGUCGCGUGUCCGCAAAAAAAGUGCCUCGUCCCUCGCUCGUUUCCAUCUUACUUACGGCGGACUUUACAAGCCAUUUUCCUGCAUUGAAUGUAAACAUUCUUUUUUUUUUUUUCUCUCACACGCUUCAUACAACAUUUACAAAUAUUUUAUAGGUUAUAGUUAUAUAAUAGAUAUAAUGCAUUUAUAUGUACUGUAAAUAUAAAUUAUUUACAAAGUUAAAUGUCAUUUGAUGAUCAUUUAUUUAAUUUUUUUUCAUCCGGGAAUAUUCAUAUAGGAGUGCGGCACUUUAAUAACGUCUUUAUUUACCUUUGUUUAUUCAACUUUAACCCCCGGAAAAUUUAAAAUCAGUUUGAUUACAUUUUUAAUAAUGAUGAUGGUAAGGUUGCCGGCACGGUGCAUCAGCUGGUAAAGCGUUGGCCUCACAGUUCUGAGGACCCGGGUUCGAUUACUACGAUUAGUACUACUACCUGCCUGUGUGGAGU